This is a messenger RNA of Vollenhovia emeryi, 6430 nucleotides long. RefSeq names its product WD repeat-containing protein 81 (gene Wdr81). Lineage: Eukaryota; Metazoa; Arthropoda; Insecta; Hymenoptera; Formicidae. Gene Ontology annotation, molecular function: phosphatidylinositol 3-kinase regulator activity; protein binding. Gene Ontology annotation, cellular component: mitochondrion. The coding region runs from base 360 to 6230 and encodes 1956 amino acids. Gene Ontology annotation, biological process: aggrephagy. The record is from RefSeq and is a predicted model, not a curated record. The transcript has 22 exons.
GGUCUCCAAUAUCAUUUCGGAGUUCGCCUGUCGCUCCUGUUAACCCUUAAUGUUAGAACGUAACUUAAAAACAUAACUUUUUGUAUUAUUUUGUGUCUCAAUUAUUAUCAAGAGAACGAAAUAUUCAUUUAAUGUAACAGUGACACACAAUUUUAUUAAGAAGACAAAGAAUGUGAAUUAUUUAAAGGCCAAAGAAGUAUACAUAACUUUAAGGUGAAAUUGGGGGGGGGGGGGGAGACAUUAGCUUUUCCUCUGGAGCGCAAUAAAAAUAUUGUUUUAUGUAAAAAAUAAAGUAAAAAUGGAGAAAAAGAAUCAGGGUUUCUGUUUAUAAAUACGAUGAUUAAAUAAUACGAAGAGAAAUGGAUAUAAUAAAAGAACAUUUGUUGGUACCAACGAAAUACAUGAUACUGACAGAUGAGAGAAUUUGUUUGACAGUUCACAGAAACUGGCUUUUCCGAUUUUCAACAGUUGGUCCGAUUACUUUUAUCGGUCACGAACGUUUGUCCAACGAUGAAAUUGCCGCACAGCCCACUAUCGACGAAUUGGGCAGUGAUUGGCUGAGAAUUUAUGCAAAAGUAUAUGUAAAGCAACACAGGAAUGCAAUUCCUUUACCGAGAGGAAGGCCCGCCAGUAACAAAAGGAAUCAAGCAGAAUUGGUGUUUUCGCAAUUGCUGCAUUAUGUGGCAGAAACUAAUUAUCGAAAUCUAUGGAAAGAAACGUACAAAAAAUAUUACAAUCCCUGGAAUUUUGUUGAGCAAAAGGAACAGUCUAAUAUCACUGCUAAUGUGAGCGACGUUACUAUCAUGCAUGAAAUACUGAAUAGAAUGUAUGGUUGUACUUUGGUGCAAGUGAAGCACGGUACAGUCUUGUCAGUGACAAAUGGUACGUCAUCUGAAACACAUUGCAAUCUCGUACCAAUUCAUUUCGCUAUAGAAACACCAUCCGCAUUUAUAGUGUUUUAUGAGCAGACUGCCAAUUAUUCUCUUCGUGAGUGUGUAAUGUACAGUCCUGCUGCUCUUAGUACGAGUCAUGGAAAACCACUGUUUGUAGUGUAUCAGUUGUUGAGAUUAUCCAGAGACUUGCACGAUCGUGGUCUUGCAUUGGGAGAAAUUACGCUUAGUGACAUAUUGAUUACAGACAAUUUUACUAUUCAGGUAUUACCGAAAUUAAAUGAUAAUAUUUAUUUGAAGCCCAAUAGCGAAUGUACGAGUGCUAUUUCUCAAGAAAAUAAAGAGAAAACUGCGAGUAAUGUUUAUAGUAAAAAAGAUGGCAUACUCCGUUCAUACAACACUGGGUUUGGUUUAAAUGAGAAUAUUGAAAAAUUAUGUGAGAUGUGGAUGUAUAAUUGUAUCAGCAACUUCGAUUAUUUAACUGCGCUCAAUAAUUUGGCUGGUAGGAGAUACGGUAAUCCCAGCUGUCAUCAUGUUAUGCCUUGGGUAACGGAUUUUACAUCAAGAAAUGGUGGAAACUGGAGAGAUCUUACCAAGUCAAAAUUUCGAUUAAACAAGGGAGACAGACAAUUGGACCUUACGUUUGAUUCGCAGUUAACUGAGGUUGGUCACCAUGUAUCUGAUGUUUUGUCAGAGAUUACCUACUAUGUGUAUCUUUCACGUCGAUAUGAUAAAUCUGUGCUUUGUAAACAUGUGCGACCUUUAUGGGUGCCUGGAGAAUAUCCGGCUUCAAUUCAAAGACUACAUGAUUGGAGUCCUGAUGAAUGUAUACCACAGUUUUUCAUUGAUCCCAGUGUUUUUAAGUCCAUACAUGAGGAUUUACCAGACUUGGAAAUUCCAGCGUGGGCAACUUCGCCAGAAGAUUUUAUUGAAAAACAUAGGGAGGCAUUGGAGAGCUUUUAUGUUUCGGAAAGAUUACAUCACUGGAUAGACUUGACCUUUGGCUACAAAUUAUCAGGUUCCGCUGCUAUAAAGUCGAAAAACGUUUGCCUGCAAUUAGUCGAUAAUCAUACUGAUUUAACUAAUUCUGGUGUUGUGCAACUUUUCACGCAACCACAUCCACAAAAAAUUACUCCAUCUCCCUAUUGGAGUAAAGUACCGCCGCGUCUUCGGCUAAUAUCUUCAAUCAAUAAAAGUAAAAGUGAUCAACUCACGAACAGAAUUAGCGACGAUGAGGGCCACAGUUCUGGUAUUGAAGAAGAGGAAUUAUCUGCGACAGUAACAAACCCGUCUAGAUCGUCACCUCUUGUAUUGAGUCGCUUGUUGAGCCGUUCAAGAGGUUCUUUACUUUCAGAAGAUAAUGUUAAAUCAGAUAAGCCCACUAAUCAGCCUAUUAUCCUACCGAAAGAUUUCAAUCCUGUGGCGGCAAUCAUACAAGUAGAAACUAUGCAUACUUUUAUGCAUAAAAUCAACCAUCAAGUUUAUAAACCUUCAGUAGGAUCACACGAUUUUUCCACAAAUUAUAAACACAUUGUAGCUAGCGGGCGUAUUAAGGAGCAACAGAUACUCGGUUGUUUGAUAGUGGAAAUAUUUCUGGCCGGCAAAUUCCGUGCAACUUGGAACAUUGAAAAAGUAUUAUUUGCACAAAGAUUUGCGACGUGUCUGAAUAUCUUGAAGACAUCGGCAGACUGUUUACCGAAAUGUAUAAGAAACACUGUGUCGUUAUUGCUACAGAUUGAUAUUAUGCCUAAGAGCUACAAUGUAGGCAAUGUAGAGAUGAAUGAUAUUUCAACGGUAAACGAGACCCCUUUUCGUUAUCCUACGAUAACAUACAUGGGUCUUCCACCGCCAUCCGCUCAUCAAUUUCUUCAACCAGUUUUAUCUGGCUGUCUGUUCCCAUUCUCCAAGUAUUGCCAAUACUUGUAUAAUAUUGUGGAAAUGUUGCAAGAAUACAAUAGUUUGGUACGAGACUUAAAUUCUAUUGUGAAGAUCGAGGAUGAUGUGGAUUUUACAACAACAACGAAGUCAAAGUACCUUUGUAAAAUUAGCGAGUGCAAAGUAAAAGCAAUUGCCAGGGAAUUGGAACGGCUUUUACCUUACGCCGGUGGCAUGAGAGAAGCCACUUUGCAGUUGAUAGUACCUCACAUAGUGCAAAUUAUGGAAGAACCUUAUAGUGCGGUAUUGGCGGUAUGGCAUCUGUUCGAUCCCAUUGCAAAAACGUUAGGCCCGAGAGAUACAGUCGAUACGUUCCUCUCAUCUAUUACAAAACUGUAUGAGAACGGCUCCAUCAUGGAUACUGCACUGUACGCUGAUAUAAUACCUGCGGGAACACUCGCAAAGUUUCGAACUACUCGAUUAUAUCAUAGAACAUUUCUGCUAAAGUUGAUAAUUAGGCUCGGGCUACGUAGAUUCUUAGACAAUUUUAUAAAUCCUUUAGUGGAAGCAGUGGGAGGAUACAAAGAUUAUGUACAGGGCUCGAUUAACACGUGCACUCAUAGAACUGUGAAUUUAAAGAGUUGCGACUUAAGCGGACCUUGCAGCGAGGGGGAAGGUAUUUUAUCUCCAUUAGAUGAGGAUUCAUUUGCAGACACUGAACAUAAUGUCGCUGCAUCUUCCGUACCAACGAUUAAUAAUUAUAUGUCUAAUAUGGCAGAUGACGAUGUUGAAGAGGUAUUUGCCAUGGAGACGGAGGACAAUUCUUGGAUUUCUUUAAAUAAUGCCGCACCCUACGAUAUCGAUUUGCAUAUAGAACUCAACUUAAAUUCUUGCGAUGAUUUGAAUGACGAUGGAAACAAAAAUUCACCGGGUGGCUCCGUCAAAUCGCCAACGAUUCCGAUACCUAAACAAUCGAAUACCAGUGGAGCUAAAUUGGUGACCGAGUUUAACAGUAUCGGUUGCAACGUUGGCAGUAAAACUUCUAGUGAAGAUUUCACUUAUGUUAGCACAUACGCUACGAAUAUUCACUCCGACAGUAAUCUUUCGGAGAGUACGUGCAAUGUAGAUAUUAAGGAAGACAAUCCAGCUUUGCUUCCUGCGGAUCUUGAUAACAGAAGCGACAUAAUUAAAACAAGCGAUGAAGUACAUCAGCUGGAUCAUAUUUAUCGAAAGUCUGUUCUAAGUGAAUGCACAAUUUCCGAGAUGAGCGCAGAAUCUGUUAUCUGGCUAUCCCACAGACUCGGCCCGGUACUCACAGCGCGAUACUUGUCGCGAAAUCUUCUGCGAAUGCUGACAUUAUGUUACGCUGGGAAAGAAAAUUUAACGCCAAUCGACGACAAUAAUUUUAUGCGUCUGGAGGGCAUUAUGUGGAAGAAGCCGAUAUUAGCCGGUGAUCAAAAUGCUAUUAAGGUUUUAGAGUGCCUCACGGCUAUUGCAGGAUUAUAUGGAGAACAAAUCAUAUUGUUGCAAUAUUUCGCACAUAUAGUUGAAUUGUUAGCAUUGUGUAAGAGAAAGCUAACGCAAAAUUUGGAAGGAGGCUUAAUUUCUUGUCUGGCUCUGUUAAAUCACAUUACAGCAUAUCUCAGCGAUUCUACGGUGAUGGAUGUGCUUCAUGAGCCGAUUGUUAAAUCCAUUCUGCAUCCCACAGUACGCAUACUAUCAACCGCGAGAUUCACAUUUCCAAAUGGAACGCUUGCGCGCAUUGCUUUAGCUGAGAAAUGCUUGGAAGCGAUGUUCACUCUUAGCUUACGGCUCGGUAGCGUGAUCACGAAAAAUCAUUUAGCAGUGCCAAUUCAACGCUUCUUUCUGGCCUUUGACAAAGCUUUUAGCGAAAAUUUAGAUGGCGGAGUUCCGUCGAAUAAUUUCGGGCAAAAAGCAGACACCGUCUGCGAACAUUUUGUACGAGUGAAAGCCGCGAGUGAAGGAUCCGUUAACAAUGGAAUUUACACAUGGAAUAAACUUGACACAGACAUCGCAGAUUCGUAUUCCCCUCCAGUCGUGGAAAAUAAUGACGUGCCAGACUUGCAAAGAAAUCGAGCAUUUGAAGAACUACGAGCUGUAUUCACCACUGAGUUUGCUCAUAGAUCAUACAUGCUUUUUUAUAGAUGUGUCGACAUUGAAGUGAUGCAACAUAUACUUAAAAAUCACGAGCAUGUACAAGAGCUUUGUCACGAUUACGAGCAGGGGAUAAAAGCAACCUCCUUAAAUAAUGUUCACGUGGAUAAGUACAAUACCUCUGUGGAUUGUGAUGUGGCAGAGAAUGUAGAGUCGAUUGAUAAAGGUGUCUGCAGCUUUGGAAACAUAUCAGUCAUAGGAAAUAGAUUCGAGAUACAGAAGGAUGACGCGAGGUCUCAGUCGGCAACGGAGAUGGGUGUUGUCAAUCGCGAAACAACCUGUCCGUCAUCCGCUGGCAGACAGUUACGCGGUAAUUGGCUAGCCUACUGGGAGCAUGAAAUAGGAAGACCGGAAAAGGAUACGAUAUUUAAUAUAAAGCAGAUAAAACUUCAAACUUUCAACGGACAUACAAAUAGUGUGAGAUGUCUUUACGUGUUGGACAAUGAGAACAGUUUUAUGAGUGGCGGUAGAGACAAAACUGUGAAAUUAUGGAGUUUACGAAGUCAGGGUGAUGGAACUACAAUCUCAUCGUGUCAAUACACAUAUACCGGGCACAAAAAGUCUAUUCUUUCGCUUACAUUCCUGGAAUCUUUAAGAUACGCAGUGACGUGCGAUGGCGUGAUUCAUUGUUGGGAUCCCUUUAUGGGCUCACUCCUAGGAUGUCCGGAAAGUAGUCGAUCCGUUCCUGUUAACACUUUAGCCCCGAGUCCUUCCCCAUCCACGACUCUUCUUGUGGGAACAACAGACAUUACUGUUAGAGUUAUUGAUUGUAGAACAUUUCAGUAUGUCAAUGAAAUGAAAGUUUCCAUGAAUCCGACUGGCUUAAUAAGAUGUAUCGCAGUGUCGCCCAGUGGUAAUUGGGUCGCUUUAGGUCAGGCGUCAGGCUUCUUGACGAUACUUGAUACUCGCACCGGUCUGAUUAUCGCAUCUUGGAAGGGACAUGAAUGCGAGAUACUGCAAUUAGAAGCGAUAAACGAAACCACCAUAGUUAGCUCGUCUUUAGAUCAAACUAUAGCCGUAUGGAGUACAAUAGAUGGAAAACUUAAAUUUCACAUGAAAGGCGCAACAGAGCCUGUUCAUUGCAUGGCAAUGCACGAGCAGGCAUUAGUGAUAGGAACAACAGCAAACCGAAUUGGUGUCUAUACCGGUGUAGAAAUGACUGCUUCGUUAAGUUCGUCCAAGUUGAGAUCUGAUGCUUUUAAAGGCAUUCUUACUGCCAUGGCUGUCCUCCCUCUCAAUCGAUUGCUAUUAUUAGGCGCUGACAAUGGUGGAAUAACGCUACUGUGUUAAGAGCUCUUUAAAUGUUAUUUACACAGAGCGUACAUGAACUUUAUUAAAUACAAUAAUGACUGUAUUCAGCAGAAAAACAGUUGCUUUAAAACUGUUGUAGAAUCACGAGUCUGAUUGGAGUGCGCUUUCAGAUUCAGCUAAGAUUAUUUAAGAGCAUACGCCAAUCAGGCUCAAGAUUUCUACAACAGCUGCAAAGCAGU